AUAAUUUGAGCAUCACUGAACUCUGCUCUGCUCCCAAAUUGAGAGAGAUCGGAGAUUUCUGACCCAAACCCAUUCCGGGUUAUUUUUAAAGUGAAGCAUCGAAGAUGCAGUUUAUACAACUUGAUGAAGGUUUAGUGAUUAUAGAUGAGGCAUUUCAAAAGGCAAAGAAGAUUGUGGAAGGAUACCCUGAAACAAAGUUCACAACUGAAGAAUAUAUGAAGUUCCAUGCAUGUGUUUACACUUUGUGCUAUAAACCUGGGGAUGGCAACAAGGCUGUUCUCCAUGAAAAGUUUAGGAGGAGCUUGGAAGAGACCAUUAACUCCACGGUACUGCCCUCUUUAGCCGCUAAAGAAAAUGAACUUCUGUUGAGGGAAUUGGUGCUUAUGUGGUCAAAUUACAAGUUAAUGGCCAGGUGGUUAUGUAGAUUCUUUGAGUAUCUGGACCGCUAUUAUAGCAGUUUUUGUUGUGGAGUUUCACUUGGUGAGACCUCAAUUGAUUGCUUCCGCAAUUUGGUCUUCAACGUGUUGCUUAGUAGAAUACAGGCAGCUGCAUUGUCUUUGAUUUGUGAAGAGCGUCAUGGGAAGCAGAUUGAUACAAAGAUGCUGCAAGAUGUCAUGAGUAUCUUUAUGGAAAUUGGCAAAAACAUAUCAACACCAUACUAUGAAAACUUUGUGCAGGCAAUGCUUGAUGAAAGUGCCGCUUUCUACUCCCAGUUAUCUUCUCAGUGGGUGGUGCAUGACUCAUUGACUGAUUAUAUUCAGAAGGUGAACUGGUGCAUGAUGCAGGAAAAAGAAAGAGCUGGCCACUAUCUAGAUCCGACAUCCGUGAUUAAAUUAAUACAGGUGUUGCGGUGCCAGUUGCUGGAUAUGAAAGCACUUAAAUUAGUUGAAAAGCUACAGUCUCAGAACUCCAGUCAACUGGAUUAUCAGGAGAUAUUGUCGAAAUGUGCCGGCUUAGAUCUUGGAGAGGAAAGCUCUACAUCAACUCUCGGGGAUCAUCUUUCUGCUUUAAUGGCAAAAUCAGCUCAUAUUCAUUGAGCCUGUUCAGAUUGACUAGAACACGGGUAGAACCGUAGAAGCACUGAUAUUACGAGGAGCGAGCAAAUGCCCCAUAUUCACUCGUCAGAUAAUGUAUAAUGGUUAUGAAACUCUUAAUCUUGGAAGAAGUAGAUGUAAUUGAAUGACAACAAUAACAGCGAGUGGGUUUUUAUACUGCUGGAGUGAACUUAUUUGCCCAACAAAUUUGAAUAAUCAAAAUCAAGUUC
Fragaria vesca subsp. vesca is the source of this 1264-nucleotide messenger RNA. RefSeq names its product cullin-1-like. Gene Ontology annotation, cellular component: cullin-RING ubiquitin ligase complex. NCBI's taxonomy places the organism in Eukaryota, Viridiplantae, Streptophyta, Magnoliopsida, Rosales, Rosaceae. Gene Ontology annotation, biological process: protein ubiquitination; ubiquitin-dependent protein catabolic process. Gene Ontology annotation, molecular function: ubiquitin protein ligase binding. The coding region runs from base 105 to 1037 and encodes 310 amino acids. The transcript is spliced from 9 exons. The record is from RefSeq and is a predicted model, not a curated record.